GCAAUGACAUAACCUUAUCCCGAUCUAAUUAAAAACUCUUGCUUCUUUCUUAAAAUUAACUAUGAGUGUGUUUUGCAUCUUACAGUUGCUAAGUUGAUUUUUCUUUUUGAUCAUACGAGGAUUUUUUUUAUGAUCUUGGAGAAGAGCAAUGUAAAAAUGAAACUUGUUGUAUAUUCCAUCGCAAUUGGUGCAACAGUUUAAAUGAUGGAUUACAAGUCUGAAGAAUUAAAAAAAUUAUCUGGGCGAGCAGAACGUCGACCCAGUGAUUAUGAUAUUCAAGGUCCUCGAGCUCUUGUAAAAAGUUCUUUUCACUUAAUGCAUUCAAAAAUUCCAGAAGUUUUUCAAGGACGUAGUCAUUUGAUUGUUGCACUGAGUGCUUUGGUUUAUUCAAGAUUAAUUCGAGCUAACAACUGGUCUACUCCAAUAUUAGAUUUGAUAUUUAACCACGCUCAUAUUUAUCUACUUGAUUUAGCUCGAGCCAUAGGGAAGAAAGUAGAUGAGAAUUUUCAAUUAACUCUUGAUGAUAUCCUGGGUGACAUUUAUCUGGGAAUUUAUGCAGCAAAGAUUCACAUUGAAGCAAAUAUUAUACCUGGUGCAGCAAAGAAAGCAAAAGGAAAAGGAAAAUAUUCAAUAGAUUCAGGACUUGUUGAUUUUUUUCAGCAACAUCAAUCAGGAAUAUUUGAAAUAAAAAAUACAUUUUAUGCCUUGUGGAAAGAUGAAGAUAAGUAUUACUUUUUUGAUCCUUUUGCUUGUGAUGAAGCAGGCUUCAGAGUGAAUUUAGAUGAUUGUGAAACUCCAGAAGAUAUUAAAAGAUAUGAAGAAGCUGUUGCUUGUGUCACUAUGAACAAUUCAAUAGAAGAAAUGGUUGAAAUUAUUUUAGAUAAUACUGGAAGUACUGAAAAAGAUCAAUUCUUUAUUCAUGGAGUAAGAAUUUUAUAUAUCAAAGUUGCAUCGGACGACUUAGAGAAUGAAAUAGUUUAUCGUGAAAAAAAGGUCAAUCGAAGACCUCUUCCACCAACUUUAUCUCCUGAGAAGAUUAUAGAUCAAUGUAAGAUUGAAGUUGAUAUAAUUCCAAGACCACGAUCGAAUGCGGAAAGAAUAAAAAAUAGUGAAAGUCAAUUUCCUGAGUUGAUGAAAGAGGUAAAUAAUUUUAUGAUGAAAGAAAAAGCGAGGAAAGAGGAUGGAGAAAGCUUAGAAUUAAGAAAAAAUUUUAAUGAAGAAGAGGAAAAUCAUCAGAUGGAAAAGAUUCAAUUUUUUCAAAUUAUCCAUCCACAUUGCUUGAUUUUACAAAGUUCAAAGAAUUGUCUUUCUGAAGAGUAUGACAAAUCUUCUCGAGGGAGACAAGGUAUUUCAGUGGCAAUUAGUGCUAUAUUUUUUGCUCAAUCAAAACAUCCAUCAUUAUGGAGUAACUUUGAUUUAAACUCAAUAUUGGAUUUGGGAAAUCAAUUACAUUCUUCGAUAAUUGAUUGGAUAAAAAGAGGCAGUCCAAAGAUCAAAGAAGACCUAGAGGAUGAAGAUGAUGAGAAAACAGAAGAUGAUGAUGAUGAGGAUGAAGAAACGGAGGAAGAAGAAAGUGAAACAACAGAAGAGGAAGAUGAUGACAAUGAUAAGAUACAGAUAAAUAAAGUACCUAAAUUUAUUGACAUCUCCAUGCUGCCAGAAAAGAUGAAGAUUGGAAAUAAUUGGGUGAACUUUCAGUAUAAAAAAUCAAUUAUGCAAGGAGAUGCAGAUCCUCUAGUGAAUCUAGGAGAAGCUCUUGAAAGAUAUUUCAAUGAUUAUAAUGAGUUAAUUUUAGAAAAUAAGCAAUUAAUGUAUGGCAUUUGGAAAAAAGAGGGAUAUUAUUUCUUAUUCCAACCAUAUGGUAGUGACAAUGAAGGAUGGCGAGUGAAAGGAGGCUCAUCUGUACUCUUAGUUACAGAUUCAAUAAAUGAAUUAGUAAAUUUACUUCAUGGAAUUUUAGAAUUCAACGAUAGGAAAUUCACUUUUCAUUUCAUUUCUAUUCAAUCAAUGGAUCGAGAAAAAAAGGUUGCUUCGAUAAAAGUAGAAACACCUGAAGAAAGAGUUGAAAUGUAUCAAACGAUGUUUUUACCGUUGACUGAUGAAGAUUUAUUGGCACUUAAGUCAAUUGAACAAAAGAAUCGAGAGGAAUUGAAAAAGAUAGAGAAAGAUCACCUGGAUAAAUUAGAAGAAGAAGAAGAAGAAGAAGAGGAUGAAGAAGACGAGGAGGAUGAAGAAAGUGAUGAAGAGGAAAAUGAAACAGACGAGGAUAGAGAAGAUGAAAAAAGAGAAGAAUUACUACAAAAGAUAACGGAGGAAAUUCAAGAAAUUUUCGAAGAUCCAUUGAUAGAAAUUCCUGAACAGGAUCGGUCAAAUUCUCCAGAUGAAUUAAAUUUGUUUCUUCUAACUGCCAAUGUUAAUCUUGAAGAAGAAAUAAUUGAUACUGAGGCUAAAGAAGUAGCUGAGUAUGAAAGAUUAAAGUACAAUCUUCCGCCACCAUAUGUUUCUCCACCUAAGAAAGUCCUCGCUUUGCUUUUAGCAGCCAAAAAAGCUUCUCAAUCUGUUCCAUCUUUAGUAUCAUGUUUCUCAAUUGAUUCUAAAUUAGCUGUAAAGACAGAUUUACCAUCUUCUGAACCUUUAAAUGCUACAAUUAUUAAUACUACAAAUGUUCGUGAAGAAGCUGUAAAGAUAAUCAAAUUGCCUUUGAAAAAAUAUCUUUAUUCUCGAAUUUUACCAACCGGCUUCACUCCACUGAGAGCAAUCAAUGAAAAAUAUAUUCAUGACGAAGGCAUAUAUGAAAAAGAAAAAGAAGAAGAAGAAAGAGAAUGCCGAGAAAACCAGAAUUCAAGACAGUUACGAAGUUUACACCGUUUUGAAGAUUUUAUUAAUGAUGAUUCUACUGAGAUCAAAGCUAAUCCAACAAUAAUUCCACUUGGUCCAAUCAUCAAGACACCAACACCUCAGAUAAAACCUAAGCCUUGUCAAGAGAGAAAUAAAAAAGUUGAUAAGCUAUCCAAUAUUGGUCAGCAGAAAAAAGUAAUGAAGACACUUGGGGAUAAUAUUGAAAGUAUUAUGAUGGAUUUGAUUUUUUCAGAAUCGAAAUCGAAAGAGCAGCCAAGAAAUUCUGAAGAAACUGGAGAAGAUUAUUCGCACCAUUCAGAAGCAUCAAGUCAAUUGGAAGAAUCAAUAAAUGACAAUGAGCAAGAAGAGCUGCAAAGUGAAGAACCUGAGUUGUUAAGAGAAUCAAUUGGUUUUAUUCCAGUUGAAGAUAAAUAUGGUAUUAUCCUAGGAAGUAAGACAUUAGAUGAUCGAAGUGACAUUCAAGAAUGUAAAUUAAGAGCAUGUUUCUUCGCUGCAAUUCUAUGUCUUUUAACAAAAAUUCAAAUAAACGUAAAGUUUUUCAGAACAAGUCUCAUUGAUGAUAUAAUUCUCGAAGCAAAAGCUCUUUAUGAAGAUGCUGGAGUUUUAAAGUACCGAGUAAAAACAUGGACUUACAAUUUAGAGCUUUUUAAAGUAAAAUUUUAUAUUGUUCUAAAUGAAGAAAUAUUCGCUGAGCCUGAGAAAUAUGAAAUGGAUAUAAUCUCACGUAGUUUAGAGAGAUACUUGAAAAAACAUUCAAGUGGAAUAUUAGUAUUCGAAAACGCGUCGUACGCGUUUUGGUUUACGAACAAUGGGUAUUAUCUCUUCGAUCCUUAUUCAUGUGAUGAAAAGGGUAAUGUCAGUGAGAAUGGUUCUGCAUGUCUUCUAGAAUUCUAUAAGAUUGAUGAUUUUAUUAAAAAGGUUCAAGAGUACUGUAAUCUUAAUUCAAACAAUCCUUACAGUAUUUAUAAUUUACACAUAACAAGAAUGGAAUGGGUGACAGAAAAGAAGAAGUUCAAAAGCAAGAAAAAAGAUAUAAAUAAAAAUACUUCAACGUCAUCAUUUCUUUCAUCAGAAGAAAAUACUGAAGAAGAAUCGAUAGAAGACAUCGAAAUAACAUCACAACAAAGAAGUUCAUCGUUAAUAGAAUUAUCUGAUUGGAUAAAAAACAAAGAAAAAGAAUUAUUCGACUUUGACACAAGUUUGCGAGGAUUCGUUGCGUUAAAAAACUUCAAUGCUUCAGUGCUGGAAGUAAGAGUAGUUGAAAAUGACAUCACACGACCUAAUCUACCAGCAUUCAUGUCUAGUUCACCAGGGACAAAAAAAUCCAAGACCUUAAUCGAGUUACCGAGAAGAAAGCCAUUCGAUAGAAAAUUCAACGAGCACUCUAUUCUCGCAGAACCUCUUGAUUUAUGUAUCAUGGCUUGGUCCUGUAUUCACGAGCCAUCUCGAUGGGGUUUUCGGACAAUCAGAGGGAUUGUUGAGGCUUGCGAGGACCUAGCUUUUGAUAGUCUUCUAGCUGCUGAAGAUUCUACAGUAAAUAAUAUGAUAGAUGGACUUCUAACUGAGUUUGACAUUGCAAAUUACCGGUUUCAAGCUGUGUUUGCUCCUCUUCAUUAUGGCACAUUAUAUUCAAAGGAAGACUGGAAUCUCACAAUGUCAAUAAAAAAGCUCUUUGAUACUCCUAUUUAUACUGGAGCAUUUAUUUCUUGUGGAAAAAUGCAUAUUGGCUUGAUGAAAGUUCAAGCUCGUUAUUACUUUUGGUACACAGUUGCUAAAACUCCAAAUUUAAAAAUUGUUACAUCAACUGAUUUAGAAGAAUUCAUCAAAUUAAUUGUUCUACUUAUUGAUGAACCUGAAGAAAUGGAAUUUCGAAUGCGAAUCAUUACGAUUUCUUAUGCUAGGAAAUUAGAUCCUGACUGUUCGGACAUGAAUGGACUUCAUGAAAGUAGUUCUCUAGUUUCUCUUCCUCAGAUCCAUCGGAAAAAUGACUUUUAUGAUAUCGAGAAAAUCUUUUAUACCGCUUUGCCUUGUUCAAGACCACAGUUUAUCCUUGGUACUGUUGGCUUUGAGCUAUUCGAAGAGAUAAAAGAACCACAACUGAAACGUUGCUACUUUGCUGCAUUGCUGUCGGUUACAGUAAACAGAGAUAUUAUGCAAAGUCCUAUUCCCAGCAUGGUAGAUAAAAUAAUUCAAGCUUCUGAAAAUUUAUACAGACAAUGCAGUGGUGCGAAAUAUCAUGCUCAACACAUUCUAAAGAAUAUUCCAAUAAUGAACAGAGUAUUUGACUUUAGAGACAUUGCACUAGAUCUAGUUAGUUUUGAUGACUUUGAUAAUCUACCAGAGAAAAAAAAGAAAGAGAACAUGUGCUCAAGAAUUUUAAAAGAAUUCAAGAAAUAUUUUAUCAAGCAUAAUUCUGGAAUUAUACACUUUACUAACUGCUGUUAUGGAUUCUGGUAUUCUCCAGCAACGAAUGCUUAUUAUUACUUCAACCCAUAUCAGAAUGAUGAUAGAGGAAGAAAAGUGAAAAAUGGUGCUGGAUUUUUGGGUAUUUUUUCAUCACUAUGUCAGAUGGUGAAGUCAAUGAUAUCAAAUUUUAUUGAAGACGUAACUGGAUUUUUUAUUCAUGAAAUUCACGUUGAGUCUAUAAAUGUUAUUUCAUCAGAUAAAUUGCAAGAAGAUCCAAUGUGGAUUUAUUUAGAUUAUCAUUGGAGUAUUGAUCAUGCUCGACAUAAUUAUUCAGCUCAUUCGAAAAUUAAAAAGAAACAAGGCAAGCAUCAAGAUGAUUUAUGCAAGCAACGAUCGAAUUUAAAAGAGAAUAAAACAGUAAAAAAAUUAUGGAAUUAUUAUACUAUUGAAAUUCCUAACAUGAUUUAUUCUUUGUGGGGUACUCUGGGAGCUUAUGAUAAUCGCUUUGGGAAUCGUAAAGGAAAAAAUAAAGAGGCUAUUUGUAUAGCAAUUCUUGCAAUGCAAUUUUUAUGUCAUCCUUCAAAAUGGGGACCAGCUAUUUUAGAUUCUGCUGUUAUUUGUGGUGAUUGUUAUUAUACAGAAAGUUUGAAAGCUGCUGCUAAAGAACAUAAGCACUCUAAUAGUUUUAAUCUUCAACCGUUUUUCAAAGUUUCUCCUCAUAUUUGGAAGAUAGACGUUGGGAUUACAAAAUGCGGAGUUCUUUAUGGUGGAAAAAGACGACCAACUUUGGCUGCUUUGCUCAAAUACACUCUAAAUGAGUACUCUAAUAUUUUAUUAAAAUGUGGGAAUAUUUCUAUAGCAGUUCUAGCUACUGGUGAUGGAUUUUAUGCUGCAGAUCCUUGUUGGACUGGUCCACCACUGUUUUCAAGACAUCAUGGUGCUCUUUAUGUUCUUAGAUGUCGUAAUUUGAAUGCUUUAAUUUACGUUCUGGUGAAAAUGAUUAAUACGAAUCAAAGACUGGAGUUUUUUAUCACACCAAUAACUUUUCAUUUUAAACAAGAGAGGUGUCCUACAGCAAUUGUCAGUCAAAAGAAUCAAAAUGAUCAGAAGAGAGCUAAAAAAGAUAAAAAGACUCAGAUUAAAAAAAUACUCUUAAGUUCACAUGGUGCUUUUUUGUAUCCAGGAAUUGCUUGCGGGCCAAAUACUCCAAUAUCUGGUGCUAUUACUGUUCCUAACGAAGAUUCUUACCAAAAAUAUCGACAAAAUGUUGCUCUUGGCAUUAAAAACAAUCUUGAGAAUCCACCAGCUACUUCUCCAGAACCAGACUUGUCUGUCGAUCAUUUAAAAAAUGUGAUACUCAGUACAAGCUGGCAUAAAAAAAUUGGACGUUCAAAAUUACAUAGGCAGUCUUCAGCAAUAAAUGUUUUAAGUUUACAAAAAGAUGUCGAGAAAAAUCGAUCCUUACAAAAAACUCCUCAGCAAGACUUUGAUAGAUACUCUGCUAUUGAAUUUUUGAAAAAUUGUGAUGAUUAUCCAAGGACUGUAGACUUUUUGGAAGAUAAAUGCGUUGAGAAAUUUAGCAAAUAUUCUGGCAAACAUUCUACGAUGGUGGAAGAAUCGAUAUCUAAACCUUUGGAUUGUCUUCCCCCAAGGAAAUUUAUAUCAAACAGGAGUAAAAAAGAAUUUAAGAAAAAAGUCAAGGAAAUGCGUGAAGGUGAAUUAUCGAUGAAAAGUUAUAAACCUAAAAAAUCUGUUGUAUUUCGUCAUCAAUCUACUGUUUUUGAUAAUUUAUUGGAUGAAAAUUUUGAAGAUGAAGCAGAAGAAUUGACAAUGGCAGAUGUUUUAUAA
Molecule: messenger RNA, 7113 nt
Organism: Chelonus insularis
Lineage: Eukaryota; Metazoa; Arthropoda; Insecta; Hymenoptera; Braconidae
Exons: 2
Coding region: 202-7113 (2303 amino acids)
Source: RefSeq, a predicted model, not a curated record